Molecule: messenger RNA, 573 nt
Organism: Eruca vesicaria subsp. sativa (arugula)
Lineage: Eukaryota; Viridiplantae; Streptophyta; Magnoliopsida; Brassicales; Brassicaceae
Source: the annotation of a GenBank genome assembly
AUGGCAAACUCUAUUCUCUUCGUUACUAUCUUCUUCUUCUUCUCAAUGACUCUCUCUUCUUCAUUCACUAACCCAAAACACCUCACCCUCGAGCUCAUCCACCGUGACUCUCCUCAUUCCCCUCUCUACAACCCAAAUACCACCCUCACCGACCGUCUCCACUCCUCUUUCCUCCGCUCCAUCUCUCGUUCCCGCCGCUUCACCCACCAAACCGAUCUCCAGUCCGGUCUAAUAGGAGCAGGUGGAGAGUUCUUCAUGAGCAUCACCAUCGGCACACCACCAGUGAACAUCCUCGCGAUAGCCGACACAGGAAGCGACCUAACUUGGGUCCAAUGCAAACCGUGUCAACAAUGUUACAAAGAGAACGGUGCAAUCUUCGACAGCAAGAAAUCCUCUUCUUACAAAAGCGAGACUUGCGAGUCACGUCACUGUAACGCUUUGUCUACCAACGAACGUGGAUGCGACGAAGGUAAAGAUGUUUGUAAGUACCGUUACUCGUACGGAGACCAGUCUUUCACGAAAGGUGACGUUGCUACGGAGACUAUCUCUAUUGGUUCUGCUUCAGGGUCCCCU